CUGGCUGCGCUGAUUGCAGCCCCGGCCCCUGGGCUGCCCCUGGCGGGGACACCGCGCCGCGCGGGGCGGCUGCCGAGAGCGCGCCCUGGGAGACUGCUGCAGCGCCAGCGCCCCGACGCGACGGGGAUGGGCGCGCUGUAAAAAAAGCCCCCGAUUUGAAACCCCUCCCGUGGCUUGGCCAGGUUCCCGCUGCGCCGGCGGCGGAGGGCCAUGGGGAACAUCUCCUCCAACAUCUCCGCUUUCCAGUCCCUGCACAUCGUCAUGCUGGGCUUGGACUCGGCCGGCAAGACCACCGUCCUCUACCGGCUCAAGUUCAACGAGUUCGUCAACACGGUGCCCACCAUCGGCUUCAACACCGAGAAGAUCCGGCUGAGCAACGGCACGGCCAAGGGCAUCAGCUGCCACUUCUGGGACGUGGGCGGCCAGGAGAAGCUGCGGCCGCUCUGGAAGUCCUACAGCCGCUGCACCGACGGCAUCAUCUACGUGGUGGACUCGGUGGACGUGGACCGGCUGGAGGAGGCCAAGACCGAGCUGCACAAGGUGACCAAGUUCGCCGAGAACCAAGGCACCCCCUUGCUGGUCAUCGCCAACAAGCAGGACCUGCCCAAGUCCCUGCCCGUGGCCGAGCUGGAGAAGCAGCUGGCGCUGCAUGAGCUCGCCCCCUCCACCACCUACCACGUCCAGCCCGCCUGCGCCAUCAUCGGCGAGGGGCUCACCGAGGGCAUGGACAAGCUCUACGAGAUGAUCCUCAAGCGCAGGAAGUCCCUCAAGCAGAGGAAGAAACGAUAACGGCCGGGCCCAAACCCCGCUAGCCUGAAACAUUGCCGGGCCGGCCUCCCUAGGCGCCCCCAAUGGGCGCCUGUGUCCGGACGGGCGCUCGGCCCCGCAGCGCCUUUCAUUGGGGUCGCUACUGCUUUUAACUCGCUGGCAGGACUAGGAGAUGGGUGAGGCUGGCGUCUGGGUGAAGCGGCUGCUGUUUGCCCCCCGACGAUCAGAUCAGCCAGCAGCUGAGCUUGGGAGGGAAUUGCCUUUCCUUUUAAAUCGGAGUAUUUGCGGUGGCGCUUGAUGCAACAGGGCUGGCCCCUGUGAAACUGAGCUUGAAUUUGCUCCUGUCUGUGGAUCCUUCAAAACAAAACAAAAAAGUGUGUGUGUUGGGGGGGUACUACUUCAGGAAGCACUGGAUGCUGAGGCAUCUGUUUGUGGUUGGGAAAACUGCGGUAGGAAAUCACAGGCCAAUACAUCUUGCUGAAUGGUGGAUCGGUAAGGUGAGCCUCCUGGGAGAACUGCUUUUCAGGUUGCACCAGACCUCCCCUUCCCCCCACCCCCUUCGGAUUCAGCCCAUAUGUGGGUCAUUAUCACACACCACAAAUCAGACCAACAAAAUCUCUGAAGCCCUGGAAUGAAUGAAUGAUACACUACUGCUUGCAGUAGCUGUUGUGCUUAAAGGGAAUGCCCAGUUGUUUCAGCUGAGGGUGCCCAUCCUAUUUUAAAAACAAAGUCUAUCUAAGGAGAGAAAUGUAUUGCUCCAUGGGGGAUUUAAAGCUAUAUAGCCAGCUAGAUGGCUUGUGACCAGCUGUUGACUGGUGCUGAGUUUUAAGCUGUUUGCUAAAAGGGGUUCUGUAUGAAUUUUUGCCAUGAAGGGUUCUCAAGCAUCUCUUCAUUUUCAAAGGUUUAUCUUUUUCUUUUUUAAACAGACUAUCCUGUAGCAAUGGUAAGCAGUAAGUCUUGCCACUUUAUUGCUGUAGCCUACACGGUGAGGACAUGUUCGGAUUGUCUAAUUUGGUUCAAUCUGGUUGAUUCAAUUUGCGCACUCCAUUUAAAAAUAAGUCUCAUGACACUGCUGGAUGACAGUUCACCUCAUCUGCAUGGAUAUAAAAGCAAACGGAAAAGCACAAGAGUUGCUAAUUAAACUGUGGUAUAAACAUGGACUGUGAAUCAAGCCAGUACCUGGAUCACCAGAAUACAAACAUUAGGCAGCUAAACUUGUACCACCCAAAAUGGCAAGAGUUUGCAAAAUCUCUAACGCAAAGGGAUAUUGGAGUGCAGAGCAGAGUGCGAAGUGGAAGUUUUAAGAACUUUUUGAUGAUACAACCAAAGGUUUUUAACAAAUUCAAGGCUCAGUGUCCUAGCUGCAAAGCAGGCAAGGGGAGAUCGUGCUAGUGCAGUAAAUGUACAACAGGCUUAGACUUGUUUCCAAUCACUUCACUAGUGCAGGAUCAAGCCCAGUGUUUUAGCAAGAUCCUGGCUGGCUGGCCCUUCCCCAUCAAUUGGUGUUUUGACAUUAACUUCACUGAGCACAGGAUUGGACCCUAAAUAUACAUAAGCUGGCUGCUUCUUGGUCGGUCUCUCUCUCAUGGAAACUCAUCUCACAAUGAGAAAAUUCUGAUGCUCAGAAUUUCAUAACAAGAAGAGAGUUUGGAAAUCAGCAGCCAACAGUUUUUUGCAUACCAGUGUCCCACACCUGUGGUUCACUGGUCUUAAUAUGGUCAUGUGAGAAUUUCUGGUGACUGAAGUAUUUGGCUUUCUGCUUGAGUGCAUUUCCCAAACAAAGAAAAAACCUGGGUGAAUUUCAGGCAGCUGAUUCUCCCUUUUCAGCAAUGAACUCAGUACUUUCCCAAUAGCAUUUUGUAGAAAUCCAAUAUUGAAACCAAAUGGUAUUUAGAUGCCUGCGAGAUUCCAGUUUACAGGAGUAGUGACUGCUUCGCUAAUCUAAGAAGUGGGCUGGUCCCAUCAUUUCAGGAGGGUCUGUACAGUUUCAUUGGAAUCUUUUGUGUUUUUUUUCUUUGCCUUCACAUGAAACACUUUCUGAAGCACUUUGACAUUUGGUAGUUCCACACUAUUGAGAGAGAGAGAGAAUAUAUUUAUUUUGUGACACUGCAGAAGCCAAAUGCUCCAACCUUUGUUUUGAAUGUUAAAAGCGUUUAGGGGUUAAAUAAAACGGUUCUGAUCAAAACCUGUCAUGCUUUAAAAAUAACACCUAUUACAGGGGGUUUUCCCCCAGCAUCAAGACUUGUUUCUUGAUCCUGCAGACAACUUUACUGAGGCAAAUAGUUUCAUUAAUUUAAAUGGAACUGUUUGUGGAAAUAGGACAUGCAGUUGCAGGAUUGGCUCCUUACUGGACAGUCAGUUAAACUGGCCCUAAUUAAGCAAAUUACUUAAGCAUUGCCUAAUUUGAUCCCUACCCCGCAAAAGCACUGAAGCAUGUGCUUAACUUUAUGCAUAUGUUUAGGCACUGUGCUGGCUAGGGGCCAGAUGGAUCCAGGGUCAUGGUCACUAGUUGUACGUUUUUGCAGUAAGUUAAAAUACUUCUCCAAUUAGUAGUUAACAGGGUCAUUGGUAUUUCUGUAGUGUUUCAGGACUGUAAUGACUAUUCCUGAGUGCUAGGGCUGAGUUGAGCUGUGUUAGCUGCAACUGUGAUUACAGAAAAGCUUUACCUAGUCUGCUGUUCUAAAAUCACAGUUGGAUUUACUCCAGGUUGUGUGUCCUCUCAACUUUAUGGGGGGGGAAAGGUUUUUGUUUUUGUUUUUUCUCAGCAAAUAUCCUGAGAUGCCAGUCCCAUUUCAGACUUUGUCUUCACAGUGUACCUGGAACUCAAGAAAAAUGCCAUGUUAUGUAGUAUAACUUUUCAUUUUAUCUUGUCAUCCAUCCUCUGUUCUUUCCAUCUUUCCUCUUUUUAAAAAAAAAAAAAAUGAUGCAAACAUGAUGCUGUGAACUGAAAUAAAUUAUUUAUACGAUGAA
Chrysemys picta bellii (western painted turtle) is the source of this 3738-nucleotide messenger RNA. It is a transcript of the gene ARL4C, whose product is annotated as ADP ribosylation factor like GTPase 4C. The record is from RefSeq and is a predicted model, not a curated record. NCBI's taxonomy places the organism in Eukaryota, Metazoa, Chordata, Testudines, Emydidae. Gene Ontology annotation, molecular function: GTPase activity; GTP binding. Gene Ontology annotation, biological process: intracellular protein transport; endocytic recycling. Gene Ontology annotation, cellular component: cytoplasm; plasma membrane.